Molecule: messenger RNA, 416 nt
Organism: Aphanomyces astaci
Lineage: Eukaryota; Oomycota; Saprolegniomycetes; Saprolegniales; Verrucalvaceae
Exons: 2
Coding region: 24-359 (111 amino acids)
Source: RefSeq, a predicted model, not a curated record
UUCUCGCACCAACGACAAUCAUCAUGCCGACCAACGCCAAGGUCCUAGCGCAUGAGUUCCUCAAGGACUUGGAGCGCGACUCGUACUUUCCCCCGGACCUCGUACUCAAGGGGAAGCAGCUGUUGCGGCAAUUGUGCGACGACAUCGAAGAAGCCAAGCCGUUAACCCCUGCCGGUCUGCUAGACUUGACGCAUGCCACCACGGAAUCGUUCAACGAGCUUGAAGAAGAAUUCGAAGCCCGUGGAAGUAUGUUGGAGACAGUCGCACGAGACGCCAUUGGGUCUGACAUAGGGUUCAUCGCCGCUGCCUAUGGCUUUGACGUGGAUGUAGAAGAACUUAUUUCGAAUCGAGAGUGGUAAUCCAAUAUGAAAUGCCAUGUCUUGGGUUGUCGUGGUCAGAAUGGUCGUCACGCUCGC